This is a messenger RNA of Malus domestica (apple), 1683 nucleotides long. Its product is annotated as dof zinc finger protein DOF5.4. Gene Ontology annotation, biological process: regulation of DNA-templated transcription. Lineage: Eukaryota; Viridiplantae; Streptophyta; Magnoliopsida; Rosales; Rosaceae. Gene Ontology annotation, molecular function: DNA binding; DNA-binding transcription factor activity. The record is from RefSeq and is a predicted model, not a curated record.
CUUAUAAUUUCCUAUUCGCCUUCUCUCUCACUCCUCACUUUCUCUCUCUAGAAUAGCAACUGAAAACAGAGUGUGUGGGAAGGAAAAGAUUGCACACUCAAACUCUUACGCAAAUGUGAGCGGAAUUUUCCCGGAGAAUUCAGGGAUCGAUCAAUUUUCCCGGAAAAUUCAGCAAUCCGUCAAAUACGGUAAUUGAAAUGCAAGACAUUUAUUCAGUGAGAGGAGGAGGGAGGUUCUUCGGCGGCUCGGGAGGAGGAGACCGGCGGCUGAGGCCGCACCAGCACCCCAACCAGCAGGCCUUGAAGUGCCCGCGGUGCGAUUCUCUCCACACCAAGUUCUGCUACUACAACAACUACAACCUCUCCCAGCCCCGCCACUUCUGUAAGGCCUGCCGCCGCUACUGGACCAAGGGCGGCGUCCUCCGCAACGUCCCAGUCGGCGGUGGAUGUCGCAAAACUAAACGCUCCAAGCCGAAAAAUUCAUCUUCGUCAUCGCCGACAUCGUCUCCGCCUCCUCCUCCGCCGCAACCGAACAGCGCCGAUCAGAACAAAUCCAGCUCUCAUUCGAGCAGCGAGAGCUCGAGCCUCACCAACCCCACCGCCGCCGCCGCUACUGCCGUCACGGAGGCCGUCUCAGCGCCGUCUUCGACCGGCUCUGCUUCCAAUUUACUGACCAAUAUUCAUAAUCCGGAAUCCAAAUUCUUCGUUUCUCAAGGCGGCGCGAACGGUGGCUUUGAGCCCAGCACGUCGGCGGCGGCGCUGCUGGAGCAGAUUACGGAGAUUAACGGAUUGUUCUCGGAGAUUGGGAGCUUCACGAGCUUGAUCACGUCUUCCAACGACGUGCCGUUUAGUUUCGGGAACAUCAACGGCUCGCCGUUUGAUCAGCCAGCCCAAGUUGGUAAUCAUCAUCACAAUCAAGUUCAUCAAAACCAAUGGGGGCAGCAGAACCAGGAAGGGAAGAUGCAGGAGAUCAGUGGUGGAUUGCUGGAUCAGACGGCGCAGGUCGAUCUAUCAGUGUUCCAAAACAGAUCCAACGGCGUCGGAGGAGGAGAAUUUGGACCGUUGGAUUGGCAACCGGGAUCAGUUGAUCAAGGUUUGUUUGAUCUUCCUAACACCGUAGACUGGAGUCAAGGUCAAUGGGCUGAUCAAGACCACCCUACUCUCUACCUCCCGUAAAAUCUCUCACUCUAAUUAAACACCCAUUUAAAAAAAAAAAGGGAAAAAUCUCAAAUUUGAGAUAAAAUUAUGGAUUAAAUAAUAUGACUUAUAAUUAUUAUACUUUUUCUUGGUUUUUAAAAAUUGUUAUUAGCACUUCAAAAAUUUUAUUGAUAACUUCGAAUUUAGAAAAAAAAAUACACAUGAGGAGUCGAAAAUAAAAUUUUUGAAAUGUCAAUGACAGUUUGUAGUUUUUUAGGAAUGUGUUUGGGUUCACUCUUGCCUCUCGAGGUUAAUCUGCAACCAACUUCGUGUUGGUUUUUAUUUUUAAUAAUUUUGUUUUUGGAUUUGUCUCUAAUGUAUACGAAUUUGAAUUAAUCAAAUAUUUAGAGACAGAUGUUAGAAUUACUUACUCGUGUCUCAGAUUACUUUCUUCGUUAAUUUCAAUUUCUUUCUAUUGAAAUGUUGUUUUGAAUUUAUGGAGUAAAAAUUCCAACUUAAGCAUGAAAACACGAACGCUUUGAUUUGA